AUGGGCAGAAGUUUAAUCUUGGCCCCAACGGAAACAAGCUGUACCGGUCCUCACGAGGAAGAAUCUGGGAGUGUCAAAGAAAAUAUUAGAAGCGGGAUAUCUCAGAGAUCAAAGGAAGAUAGCUUAGAAGAAAAAAGAUCAAAACCACACGACGGAAAUAUUGAAAAUGAACAGCCCGAGAAGGCAAUUGCUCCUUUGACGGGCGUCCGAUUCUACGUCUGCUUUGGUUCGUUGGCGCUGUCACUUUUUUUGGCUGCUUUGGAUAUUUUGAUUGUAGGAACGAUUAUGGAAACCGUCGCUGCCAAAUUUAACGGGUACAGUCUGACCGGGUGGCUUGUCACCGGUUAUAACCUGCCUAAUGCGCUUUUGAGUCUACUAUGGGGCCGCUUGGCAACAGUGUGGGGCUUCAAAGCUUCUAUGCUUUUGUCAAUUGUGGUGUUUGAAAUAGGGUCCCUGGUAGCCGCUCUAGCCAAAUCUAUGAACAUGUUAAUCGCGGGAAGAGUUGUCGCGGGCUUUGGCGGUAGUGGGAUCCAAACUUUGUGCUUUAUUAUCCUCUCAACAUUGGUUACUGAUCGAACGAGAGGCACUGCGGUAUCCAUACUGAGCUGCGCUUUUGCUGUUGCUUCGAUUGUGGGCCCCUUUUUAGGUGGAGCCUUUGCUACACAUGUUACGUGGAGAUGGUGUUUCUAUAUCAAUUUGCCAAUAGGAGGGUUGGCCUUUGUUGUUUUCCUGCUCUCCUACAAUCCUGAUCGCGAAAACACUUACGAGAAUUUCAAAAUCUUGAUGAACAGGGUGAGAAGAGCUCCGUAUAACGAAGUGCUGAAGCCCAGUUUCUACUUCAAGCUGUAUCGAGCCGUGGUCUUCAAGUUUGAUUUCAUCGAGUUUGCCCUUUGUUCUGCUGGCUUCACACUCAUUCUGCUCGGACUAACUUUUGGAGGAAACAGAUACAGCUGGAGUUCCGGGUCCAUUAUUGCUUAUUUUGUUGUUGGCAUUCUGCUUGUAAUAGCCAGUCUGAUUUACGACUUUGUCGUAUUUGAUAGGAUUAAACCCAAUACAGAACAUAUCCCAUACAUGCCGCUACUUUCAUGGAGGGUCAUCUCGAAACCGGGCGUCCUUAUCCCUAACAUUGCCACCUUCUGCACAUGUUUUGCUUACAACUGUCAGAUUGUCUACAUCGUCCAGUACUUCCAGCUCGUUUGGGGAGACUCACCCUGGAAAGCCAGUGUCCACUUAAUUGCUCCGGUAAUUGCCACUGUUAUAUCAUUAGUGUUUUGUGGGGCUAUACUUAAGAAUACAGGUCAAGUUAAAGCUGUUUUGGUUCUCGGAGGGAUAAUUGGUGCUGUGGGCUCAGGAAUCUUAACCUUACUCAGUCCAAACUCUAACAAUUCUGCUAAAAUUGGCCUGCUCAUUCUACCGGGUGUGUCUUUUGGUUGCAUUCAAAAUGGUGCUAUGCUGAGUUCACAGAUCCAAAUUCCUAAAGACCAUCCUCUUUUUAAGUUUGAUUUUAUCUCAGUGACUACCUUCAACGCUUUCACAAAGAUGUUGGGCACAGCAUUCGGCGGAAUUCUAUCGAACACGGUCUUUACGACCUCAGUGCAUAAUCAACUCUCCAAAAUUCAACCGCCUUCAGCUCAUAGCAGCUCUGUUGACGAACUCAUCAGUUACUGGUAUACAAAUUAUGGUGGGAGAGACUCGAAGGAAGUACACAUCUUUAUGAAAGCCAUAAAAGAUGUUUUUUGGAUGGGCCUCGGGCUUGCGGCCUUGGCCACAAUCGCAUGUAUAUUUUCCUCAAACAAAACAUUAGGGUCCAAAAAACCUGUGCCUGACUCCGAAACCAAUGAGAAAUAG
Lachancea mirantina is the source of this 1848-nucleotide messenger RNA. The record is from the annotation of a GenBank genome assembly. Lineage: Eukaryota; Fungi; Ascomycota; Saccharomycetes; Saccharomycetales; Saccharomycetaceae.